This is a messenger RNA of Dicentrarchus labrax (European seabass), 3768 nucleotides long. It is a transcript of the gene tekt2, whose product is annotated as tektin 2 (testicular). The record is from RefSeq and is a predicted model, not a curated record. The transcript is spliced from 10 exons. Gene Ontology annotation, cellular component: nucleus; microtubule cytoskeleton. The coding region runs from base 98 to 1381 and encodes 427 amino acids. Gene Ontology annotation, biological process: cilium movement involved in cell motility; cilium assembly. Lineage: Eukaryota; Metazoa; Chordata; Actinopteri; Moronidae.
CGUUGUGUCAGGCCCGUUGCCUGGAGACGGCUCGAGUAGUUGUUGCUAUAGGAAACCAGCACGCGCCGACUAUCUGAACGUUCUAGAAUUCUGAAGGAUGUCUGCACUUCCUGCAAAGCCCGGCCUGCGCCACAGUGUAUCAGAGUGGCACAGCAACAACCACCAGCUGUCUGCCACGGCACAACACGAGCGACAUGUUUCUAAUGUGGUCCGGCAGGAAGGGAGGUCACUACGCAACGAGACCAACUGUAAGACGACCUGGGAUGAAAACGACACCUCUCGCAGGUUGAGUGACAGGAUUUGGGAUGUUGCCCGUUGGAAAGAGGCAUUAGAAACCUGUGCACAGAAAGUGGAUGAAGAGAUGGAGGCUCUGACCCUGUCUAAAGAGCAAACCGAGCAGGCCCUGGCUGCUACUGCCGUUCCUCUGGAGGUCAGCAGCGAGUGCUUGACACUGAGGGACGGACGGCGAGGGUACGAGCUUGUCGUCGACCCCGUACACGAGCAGCUGAAAACCGAAGUGGAGCUGAUUGAAAGAGUGCAGCAAGAUCUGCAGCAGCACAUAGACAAGGCCUUUGAGCAGCUGUGUGUUUUGCAGGAGGCUCGACACCAGCUGACUGCUGACCUCCAGAACAAGAUGGACGCCCUGGACAUUGACAUGUCCUGUCUCUCGCUUACAAUAACGUCACCUCAGAUCUCCCUGAAGACCAAUCCAACUCGCAUACCAUCAGGUUCCUCCACCCCCCAGGAGUGGGUCCAGUUCAGCCAGUAUAAUGUGGCUCGAGCCCAGGAGGCCAUGCAGGUGUCCCAGCAAAUGAGGGAGGAUAUGAGUCUCACCAGAGCCCAGCUGCAGAAUGAGUUGGACAUUCAGCGCAGGGCCACAGAGUUUGCUCUCCGUAAGCGUAAUCACCAUGAAGAGCAGGCCCGCGACGAGCUGGAGUGGCAAAUAAGAAAUACUGAAGAUGAAAUGGCAGAAAUGGAGAGUGACAUCCACGGGCUAGAUGCAGAUCUGCAGGCGAAAACAGCCUCCCUGAAACUAGCUCACACCCGACUAGAGAACAGGACCAACAGACCUGGGAUGGACCGGUGCAGAGACGAGGUGCAGCACGGCCUCGUAGAUGAAGUCCAUCAGCUGGAGGCCACAAUCACGGCUCUGAAACAGAAGCUUUCUGAGGCUCAGCACUCCCUGCAGAAGAUGAAGCUCCAUCACAGCCGCAUGUUGCAGGAUCUUUCCAGAAAACAAGAAGCUCUGUCUCUGGAACAACGGAGCAUGAACACCCGUACCCGCCUCGCGUCCCCCUCCUGCACUGAUAAAACCCCGGUGCUGCUGGUUCCACUCACAAACUCCAGCGGGAGGAGCAACCUGCAGCUGCUGGCUCAGUAAGACGAUGGCAGUAUCCAGAUUGUUAAAGGGGAAAGGAUUAACAAAUAUAUAUUAGGAUGAUUCAUUAAUUUUUAGCUUUAACUUCAUGUUUUUAACUCUGCAGUCGCAAACGAGCAAUGGACAUCACACUAAAAUGUUCUGUUCAUACUUAAUAGUAAUUAAUCAUCCCCAUGAGAACAAAACAAUUAUGUUUUAUUUAUUUGUUUCAACAAAAACUGUCAUUAUAAAAUACUCUCCUUUUUUGUGUGGUUAAUUUGCUUUUAGUUGUGUUGUGUUAAAUAAUCAAUUAGGUACUUUACCUGUUUAAGAUGUAGAUUUUAAGCUUGUUUAAUGGAGUCUUAACUAAACAUUUAGUCAUGAAGAUAUUUCUGACAUCUGAAUGUAUUUUAUGCGUUUGAGUUUUUGUUUUUGUUUUUAUAAUUUAGUGAUUGCACAUAAAAGUUCACGUUCAUGUCCGGUAGGGUCAUUGCUUUCAUCAACCAUUAGCUUUAAUGGCUUUGUUUGUCCUCGUCAUAGUGUUUGAUCAACUGACGCUGUUUGGAGCACGAAGAUGUAGAUAAUGAAGUGAACUUUGACUCAUACAGUAUACGCGGUUUAGAUAAAAAAUCUAAAAACAGGCAGUAAACACGGUCCUUCAGACAAUAAACCCCCGCCCUCUGAAUCUCACCUGACUCAGUUGUAACGUCUUUAAAUGGAUGUUUUUGUAUCAGUUGCAGCAGGAUUUAGAUAAGAGAGAAAAAUCAGUUUUUAAGAAACCGCACAGUCAGUACCAUAUUGUUAGUUAUAGAAAACCUCUUAGGAAAUUAGAAUAAUUGUUCAUCGCUAAAGACAAGAACACUUAUUAUUUCACAAUGAUCUUUUACUAAACCACAUAAGUACAGUGAGCGCUAGAAGGUUGAGAUUAUGUUGAUUGGGGAACAUUUGGAAAUCAGGAAAUGGUUCGACUGACAUUACAAACAGUGAGAGGCACCCAGUCUUAUUCCUUUAAGUUAAAGUUAAAAGAUAAUUCACUAGCUAAAUAAUCUAAGUUGAUAAGACGCUCAGCCACUAGGUUUUGUCUACGUUUUUACUUUAUGUACAAGUUGAAUCAUAAAAAAUAACGAUGCAUGAUAUGGAUUCUUUCUCAGCCGAUAUGAUAACUGAUAAUUAGCUGUUUCUCAUGGUCAGUACAGAUAAAAUAACUAAUAAACUCACAUGUUUGUGUUUUAAAAAGAAGCUCAUAAUGUUCACCUGAUGGCAAGAAAGGCUAAGAUGGAUGAUAUAUUAUUCUAUAGCUCUAAUUUAAGCAAAUCUAAAGCUCACUAUUGUUAACAACAACAACAAACAACAGCUUUGACUCUUCAAAUGUUAAUUUAUGUUUUCUAGUAAAGUAUCAAAAAACUACACAAACAAACUGUUUAGCUUUCAUGGAGCAUAAAACCUAUAAUUUUACAUAAGAAUUCAAAAAAAAUUGUUAUUAUUAUGGACUGAUAAUUUAUCCAUUGGAAUUUAAUUAUCAGGAUAAUUCAUAAUAAUAUAAAUCUCCCAUUAUCGGCCCUGAUGGUUAUCGUGCAUCCCGAGCUGUCCACUCCAUAAAUUGACUGUUUUAGUUCACCCUCACCACCCUCAUAGUGAAACUUUUCGGCCACAGCAGUUUUUAGUGAAAAAGCUUUAAAGGCCCUUUGUACACAACUUGCUCAGCACCAAACAGCACACAGACACAGCUCGUGGCUAUCUGGUGAAACAUUUAGCAGAUAAAGAUCCACAAAUAUUUCCUUCAGGAGUUGGUUUAGGAGACCAAAAACAGAAGUAAAAGAGGUUGAACAUCGGGUGGCCAGAAACAUGACUCCAAGUUAAUGACAAUGUUGCUCCGUAACUGUUGGAUGUGUCUGUUUUCCUCAUUUAAAAGGUAAUGAUAUUGGCCAAAACGUCAGUUAUUGCAGGUUUAAGGGUUUGCUUUCUACUCUGGCAAAUAUACAUCGUUCUGAAAUGUAGUAGAGAUAAUGGGAUUACUGCCAUUCAGCAAAAUUAAUUAUUGAGACAAUCCUACCAGUGUCCUUAAAAUCCCUAGGUUUUGUGAUCCCAGUUCAUCUGGAACUAAUUAAAUGGCCCUCAUGUUGGAAAUACCCACUGCAACCUCCUGACGUUUCCUGAAAAACAAAAAUAUGGUGAAUGGGGUGAAUGAAGGCUGUGUCGAUGUCACUUUCACUUCAGCUAAUAAAUAAGGUAAAUAUGUAGUCAUUACUUUGCAAACAUUCAUUUCUAGAUAUCAGAGGAGUAACUACACACAUUUGUUUUGAGCAGUGGAUCAAUAGACUAAUCAAACAGCCGUGUUUUCAAUGGCUUUUCUCGGAAAAACGCUUCAGGGUAUCUGUUAUUCUGCUCCAAUAAAAUGCUUCUGCAACAAG